Vicia faba (fava bean) is the source of this 1548-nucleotide messenger RNA. NCBI's taxonomy places the organism in Eukaryota, Viridiplantae, Streptophyta, Magnoliopsida, Fabales, Fabaceae. The record is from the annotation of a GenBank genome assembly.
AUGAAAAACUCAGAAAAACUGAUUUGGGAACAAAUGAAGAGUCCUAAAUCUGGCACCCCUAUUGGAAAUGGAGGUGUAUUAGUAACUGCAUCUGCACAUUCCAGAACCUCUCAUAAACUUCUAGUCUUACUCAUCCUCUUCGUUUCCAUUACCUACGUUCUCUACUCGCUUAAGCUCGUCUCAACUUCACGCGCUUGCCGAGAAAAUACACUCUUCUCCUCCACCGACACUAAACUCUCUGCUUCCGUCAAUGCCACCGCAACAACCACCACCACCGCCAUCCGCCUCAACGACGACGACGACAAGACGCAACUCCGCCACGUAGUUUUCGGAAUCGCGGCAUCGGCGAAGCUAUGGGAGCAGAGAAAGAACUACAUUAAGCUUUGGUACAGAUCAAAGGACAUGCGUGGUGUAGUGUGGCUGGACAACAAAGUGAGAACGGAGAAAAACGAGAGUCUCCUCCCUCCGGUGAGAAUCUCCGGCGACACAUCGAAAUUCGCUUACAAGAACAAGCAAGGACACCGGUCAGCUAUCAGAAUCUCGCGAAUCGUAACCGAGACGCUUCGUCUUGGAAUGAAAGACGUGCGGUGGUUUGUAAUGGGAGACGACGACACCGUUUUCGUGACGGAUAAUUUAGUUAGGGUUUUGAGAAAGUACGAUCACAAUCAAUUUUAUUACAUCGGAAGUUUAUCGGAGAGUCAUUUGCAGAAUAUUUUCUUCUCGUACAAUAUGGCUUACGGUGGCGGUGGAUUUGCGAUAAGCUAUCCUUUGGCGAAAGCGCUGAGCAAGAUGCAAGAUCGGUGCAUUCAGAGGUAUCCGGGAUUGUACGGUUCCGAUGAUAGAAUGCAAGCUUGUAUGGCGGAACUCGGUGUUCCACUCACUAAAGAAACCGGGUUUCACCAGUAUGAUGUGUAUGGGAACUUGCUCGGUCUUCUUGGAUCUCAUCCCGUGACUCCGUUAGUGUCACUGCACCACCUUGACGUGGUUGAACCAAUCUUCCCGAAUGUGACUCGUGUAGAAGCACUCCAGCGGUUAACAAUACCAAUGAAGCUUGACUCUGCAGGGCUUAUGCAACAAUCCAUCUGCUACGACCCAUCAAAGAGCUGGACUGUUUCUGUUUCAUGGGGUUUUGCCGUUCAGAUAAUUCGCGGCGUUUUCUCACCCCGGGAGAUGGAAAUGCCUGCAAGAACAUUCUUGAAUUGGUACAAAAGAGCAGAUUACACUGCAUAUGCAUUCAACACGCGACCUGUUAGUCGUCAUCCAUGCCAGAAGCCUUUUGUAUUUUACUUCUCAAAGGCAAACUACAAUGAUACAAUGCAACAAACACUGACAGUAUACGAAAAGCAUCGAGUCCCUAACCCAGAAUGUCGGUGGAAGAUGGCCAACCCUUCUUCUAUUGAGCGAGUAGAGGUACAUAAGAAGCCAGAUCCACAACUAUGGGAUAGGUCUCCAAGGAGAAACUGUUGCAGAGUUAUGAAGUGGGAGAAGAAAGGAACCAUGGUGAUAGAUGUGGGUGUGUGUAGGGAAAAUGAGGUAAGUGAAGCAUAG